GUAAAUGCAAAUAGAAAAAAAAUGUAGGAGGAAUUUAUAGAUGACUGGAUGAUCGAUCCACAGCUUAUGGUAUCUGGAGGAUUUAGCUCCAUAGCGCAGCCUGAUACAAUGUUAUUGUGUUAGUUGUUGUUUUUGCCUGUGCGUUUAGGUGGGGUUCAGAUUAUUGGUAAACAGUAAACAGAGUGGAGUCUAAGAUGCUUCAAGGCUCAAACAUCUUCGGGCACGAGAGGCCCCUGGUCAUCAGGGUGUCAUUCGCCACCUGUGUUCUGGCCACCGUGUGCCUCCCACUGCUCGGACUGAUAACUUGUGUCCUCAUCUCCUCUGUUUUUCACUUUGAGGAUGCUACUGGAACACACUGCCAGGUCCCCAACUACCUGCCAUCUAUCAGUGCCUCGAUAAGCCUCAGCCCUGAAUGCCACAUAUGGCGCUUCUGCAUCGGACUGCACUCAGCGCCGAGGCUCCUGGUGGCGUUCACCUACUUCAAGUUUUACAAGACACGUUUCGCCGCCAGGUUCCCCGAGAGUUUACUCAGCUGCUUGAACUUGGCCUUUUCCAUUUUUGAAAACCUCGGCCUCUUGCUCCUCACAUAUGUAUCAUCCAGCGAGACGUACUUUGUGCAUAAAGAAGGUUUUGUCCUCUUCAUUGUCAGUUCCCUCAUCUACAUGUCGAUAACCUGCCGGUUAUGGAAGACUAUUAAGAAGUAUUCCUUAAGUCCUGAGGAUGCCAAGUCCCACCAUUGGAAAGUACGCUUCUUACUUCUCAACGUGUGCUUCUGUGCUUUCGCCGGAUUCUUUUACUGGAAACACAACAUGUACUGUGAAUCAGGGAGUUAUACGUUUUUCGCUCUGUUUGAGUAUCUCGUGGUCUUCUCCAAUAUGGCCUUCCAUCUCACAGCCGUGUGGGAUUUUAAGAGCCGUGAGGUCAUGGUUAUUUCAUCCUCCGAAGAUAAAGACUUCUGACUAGAAACUCAAGGACUGCGUACUGAAUGUACAACCACUAAACCGCCGGACGAUAACGGCCUUGAUCCUGCACAAGAGGAAGAGUGGGAUGAAGGCCUUUUCCAUAUAUUCCCGUGAUGACGGCUCUUAAGUCCUUCGAGUGUGUAGAUGUCAGACGAGUGUGAACAGAACAUGCACUUGUGUUGCUGUAGGGUUAUUCGGUUAGCUGUAAGUGCAAUUUUGUGCCUCGUUGUCCCAUUCAUGGAUGCCUUCACCUACAUACGGUGUGUUAUGUAAUGUGAAAUUUUAACUUUUGUAAAUUACACAGCAAAUGUGUGGUCAUACUGUACAUGUGCCUCAGUAAAGUGACAGUUCUUCAUGUG
Molecule: messenger RNA, 1321 nt
Organism: Stegastes partitus (bicolor damselfish)
Lineage: Eukaryota; Metazoa; Chordata; Actinopteri; Pomacentridae
Product: post-GPI attachment to proteins factor 2-like
Exons: 6
Coding region: 195-959 (254 amino acids)
Biological process (GO): GPI anchor biosynthetic process
Cellular component (GO): endoplasmic reticulum membrane; Golgi membrane
Source: RefSeq, a predicted model, not a curated record